This is a messenger RNA of Nematocida major, 255 nucleotides long. RefSeq lists its product as uncharacterized. The transcript has a single exon. The coding region runs from base 1 to 255 and encodes 84 amino acids. The record is from RefSeq and is a predicted model, not a curated record. NCBI's taxonomy places the organism in Eukaryota, Fungi, Microsporidia.
AUGAAGCGAAGCAAGAAAGUCUCCCCCAGCCGCGUGGUUCUCCUAGUAAUCACAGUUCUGCUUCUGGGCAUGUUUAUGUGCAGCAUACCAAACCUAUUUGUCAUUCUGGUGCUAAGCAUAACGGCCAUAUCCCUUGCAAUUAUUGCUCUGGCCGUGUACAGGGCCAUGCUAGUGCCAAAUGUCAGCGGAAAAGAGUACACGGAGUACUUGCGGAAGGGCUCAGAUAGAAUGAGGAAGGUUUUGAACGAACAAUAA